AUGAACACGACUGGACAGAUUCGUCUCUUGCUCUGGAAAAACUGGACGCUGCGCAAGAGACAGAAGGUUCGAUUCCUGGUGGAGAUCCUCUGGCCCGUCUUCUUGUUUGUUGGACUUGUGUGGCUGAGACGAGCAAAUCCUCUUUACCAGCAGCAUGAAUGUCACUUCCCCAACAAGGCGAUGCCUUCAGCUGGAAUUUUGCCGUGGAUUCAGGGAAUUUUCUGCAACGUUAAUAAUCCGUGUUUCCGAUACGCAACUCCAGGAGAAUCUCCAGGAAUCGUGUCUAAUUACAACAACUCCAUACUGGCGCGGUUUUAUGGCGACGCUCAGGAGCUGUUGUUUGAGGACACCGAGUUUCAGCAGUUGGGUCGACUCUGGCAGGAAGCGUCUGAUUUCAGCAACUUUAUGGAAACACUGAGAACAGAUCCGGCUCGAGUUGCAGGCAGAGGACUGAAGGUCGAGGACAUUCUGAAGGACGAUGAGACUCUUACAUCGUUUUUACUGCGGGACGUCGGCCUCUCCGACUCAGUGGUCAAUCAGCUUACUAACGCACGGGUCCGAGUGGAACAGUUUGCUUUUGGAGUUCCUGAUCUGAGCCUGCAGGAAAUAGCGUGCAGUCAGGUUCUGCUGGAACGCUUCAUCAUUUUCCCGAGUCGGCGGGGGGUUCACGGGGUACGCAAUGCCAUGUGUGCCCUCACCCCACAGAGACUGCAAAAGGUCGAGGAUAAACUGUACGCCAACAUCGACUUCUUCAAGCUCUUCAGACUGUUGCCGAUGGUGUUGGAUAAUCACGCUACAGGAAUUGAUCUGCAGUUUUGGGGUCAGGUUCUCUCAUCUGUGUCCAAAAGCAUCCAGCAGUUGCUGAACAGACCGAGCUCCAGGUCUCUGCUGAAGGUUCUGCUCCCGCUGUUCCAGGACGGCGGCCCGUCGUCUCUCACUCAGCUGCUCUCCAUCCUGUCUGAUCUGUUCUGUGGUUACAAGGAAACGUCACGUGUUUUAUCCUUCAACUGGUACGAGGACAACAACUACAGAGCUUUUCUAGGACUCAACAACUCCAGGACACAUGACAGCUACACCUACGAUCAGUCCACCACUCCGUUCUGUAACAGUCUGAUGCAGAGUCUGGAGUCGAACCCUGUUACUAAGAUCAUGUGGAACUCAGUGAAACCGCUCAUCAUGGGAAAGAUCCUGUUCACCCCCGACUCUACUGCUGUACACAAGAUACUGAAAGGAGCUAACAGUACGUUUGAGGAGUUGGAGCGGUUGAUAACGAUGAUAAAAGCCUGGCAGGAAGUUGGUCCUCAGAUCUGGAACUUUUUUCAGGACAGUGUUCAGAUGAACAUGAUUCGGGACACGCUCAGAAACCCCACCGUGAUGGAUUUUUUGGAUCGGCGUCUGGCGGAGACAGAAUUCACCACCAAACACGUCCUGAACUUCCUCCAUGACGGCUGUUCCAGAGAGAGAUACGAGGACAUGCCGGACUUUGACUGGAGGAACAUCUUUAACCUCACUGACCAGAUUCUACACAUGAUCAUCCAGUACAGCCAGUGUGUUAAUCUGGAUAAGUUUGUGGGCCACAUGGAUGAGGAGCAGAUGAACCAUCAGGCGCUGUUUCUGCUGCAGGAGAACAAGUUCUGGGCGGGGCUGGUAUUUUUGGACGUGUAUCCCUGGACCUCGGAGGUGCCGCGCCACGUCAAAUAUAAGAUCCGCAUGGACAUCGACGCGGUGGAGCGCACCAACAAGAUCAAAGACAGGUACUGGGACCCUGGCCCGAGAGCCGACCCUGUGGAGGACCUGCGUUAUAUUUGGGGAGGAUUUGCGUACCUGCAGGACAUGAUCGAGCACGGCGUCCUCAAACUUCUCACCAACCCUCAGUCCCAGCUGGGAGUUUAUGUUCAGCAGAUGCCGUAUCCCUGCUACGUGGAUGAUGUGUUCAUGUUGACGUUGAACCGCUGUUUCCCGAUCUUCAUGGUGUUGGCCUGGGUCUACUCCGUCUCCAUGAUGGUGAAGAGCAUCGUGCUGGAGAAGGAGCUCAGGCUGAAGGAGACUCUGAAGGUCAUGGGCGUCUCGAGCGAGGUGAUCUGGUGCACCUGGUUCAUCGACAGCUUCAUUUUAAUGAUGUUCAGCACGGCGCUGCUCACCAUCAUCGUCAUGACUGGAACGGUGCUGAACUACAGCAAUCCCAUCAUCCUCUUCUUCUUCCUGUUGAGCUUCACUGUGGCCACCAUCAUGCAGUGUUUCCUGAUGAGCGUUUUCUUUAACAAAGCGAAUCUAGCAGCAGCCUGCAGUGGGAUCAUCUACUUCACCCUCUACCUGCCUCACAUCCUGUGUUUCGCCUGGCAGGAUCGCAUCACCCACAACAUCAAGCUCGCCGUGAGUCUGCUGUCCCCGGUGGCGUUUGGGUUUGGUACCGAGUAUUUAUCCCGAUAUGAGGAGCAGGGACUGGGACUGCAGUGGGAUAAUAUCAGCACCAGUCCACUAGAGGGCGAUGAGUUCUCCUUCCUGAACUCCAUCCUCAUGAUGAUGUUUGAUUCGGUUCUUUACGCCGUUCUCGCCUGGUACCUGGAUAAUAUUUUUCCAGGUCAGUACGGUAUCGGACGGCCAUUUUAUUUUCCUCUCCAGCUGUCCUACUGGCGGAGAGCACAGCGCCCCCAGUCAGAUGUGGCUGAUUCAGCUAAUGAUGAUCCUCAGAUGAAGAACCUCGAGAUGAAGAUGGAUGAUGUAAAAAGUGUCAUUCCUGAACCCUCAGCCCCGAACGGUACCAGUUCUGGUAAACAGUGUAAACACCAGGAGAAGAGAGAGAAGAUGAAGAUGAAGGAGGAAGAUCUGAAGCCUGAGGUGGAGGAGAACCACAGCGAACACGCUGGAAACAUGUUUUUGGAGGUCGAGCCUGAUGGGUUGGUGGUUGGUGUGUGUGUGAAGGACCUGGUGAAGGUUUAUCCUGGAAGUUCAGCACCAGCUGUGAACAACCUCAAUCUAAACUUCUAUGAGGGGCAGAUCACAUCAUUCCUGGGCCACAACGGAGCCGGAAAAACCACCACGCUGUCCAUCCUGACCGGCCUGUUCCCCCCAACAUCUGGAACAGCGUUCAUCAGCGGGAGGGACAUUCGUACACACUUGGAUGAGAUACGACACAGUCUGGGCACGUGCCCUCAGUACAACAUCCUGUUCAAGCACCUGACGGUGGAGGAGCACAUCCUCUUCUACUCACUGCUGAAGGGACGAGAGCGUGAGGAAGCUGAGCAGGAAGUGGAGAACAUGCUAAAGGAUCUCGGAUUAACGCAUAAAAGAGACGAUGAAGCACAGAAUCUCUCCGGUGGGAUGCAGAGGAAGCUGUCGGUUGCCAUGGCGUUUGUCGGAGGAUCUAAGGUGGUGAUUUUAGAUGAACCCACUUCAGGAGUCGACCCUUACUCCCGCAGAUCCAUCUGGGAUUUACUGCUGAAGAACCGCACAGGUCGUACAGUGAUUCUCUCCACACAUCACAUGGAUGAAGCUGAUCUCCUCAGUGAUCGAGUAGCCAUCAUCUCUAAAGGUCAGCUGCACUGCUGUGGAUCUCCUCUCUUCCUCAAAAACUGCUUUGGCGUGGGCUUCUACCUUACCCUCGUUCGCCGGAUUAAAGAUGUACACAAAAAAGAGAGCGAGUGUGAUUGUACGUCUCAGUGUUCCUGUAGCUGUUCCACCUGCACCAGAUAUAAGGAGGAGAGUCAGGAACAGAAGAUGGAGAGCAGAACUCUGGAUGGUAAGGUGGAGAACAUCACUAAUCUGAUCCACCACCACGUUCCUGAAGCGAAGCUGAUAGAGAUGAUUGGACAGGAGCUGACCUACCUGCUGCCUAAUAAAGGAUUUAAACAUCGUUCUUAUGCCAGUUUGUUCCGAGAGCUGGAGGAGACGCUGGGAGACAUGGGCCUGAGCAGCUUUGGGAUCUCAGAUACUUCACUGGAGGAGAUCUUCCUGAAGGUCACCGCAGACGGAGACGCUUCCAACGGGACCAACAACCCGGAGCAGUGGAUGCUGCAGCAGAGACGGAGCUACAGCAGCGUUCUGAAGGACAGAGGCAGUAAGAACACUGUGGCUCCUCCAGAAGGUUUUCAGGAGAACGGUGUAGGAACCCGAGAGGAACCGGACAGCAGAGCUGGGAGAGCAACCAGACAGAUCAAAGGUUUCAGUCUGAUACUGAAGCAGUUUCAUGCUUUACUGGUGAAGAGGUUCCACCACGCAACACGCAGCUAUAAAGACUUCCUCGCUCAGAUCGUUCUGCCGGCCAUGUUUGUGUUGGUGGCGCUGUUCUUCACCCUGGUGCUUCCUCCGUUUGGGGAGUACCCGAGUUUACCCCUCACACCCUGGCUGUACGGGCAGCAGUUCACCUUCAUAAGUAACGAGCGCCCGUCUCACCCCGGCAUGAAGCACUUCAUCCACAUGAUGCUGAGAGAGCCGGGGUUAGGGACCCGCUGCAUGCUUGAUCAGCCACUCCAGAGUUUAGCGUGUGGUAACAGCACGACGGACUGGGAGCUUCCACCCGUACCUCCAGUCACCGCUAACAUCCUACUGAGCCCUGAGUGGACGGAGAGAAACCCCUCCCCUUCCUGUCAGUGCAGCACCAAUCAGAAACUCACUAUGCUGCCAGUCUGUCCAAUAGGAGCGGGAGGAUUACCGCCGCGCCAGAGGACAGAAGCUACAGGAGAUAUUUUACUGGAUCUGACAGACAGAAAUAUUUCGGAUUAUUUAGUAAAGACGUAUCCCAGUCUCAUCAAAACCAGUCUGAAGAGUAAAUACUGGGUGAACGAACAGAGGUAUGGUGGACUGUCUGUGGGAGGGAAACUUCCCGUACUGGACGUGGAUCCUAAAGAUUUACAGAAGGUUCUGAAUCAGCUGAGCUACAUAAUGAACAUCACAGGGGGUCCCAACGCAAAAGCAGCCAUCAAAGAAUUAGGAGCGUUUUUACGUGACAUGGAAAGUGAAUAUAAUGUGAAGGUUUGGUUUAAUAAUAAAGGUUGGCACGCCAUGGUCGCUUUCAUGAAUGUAGCAAACAAUGCCAUCCUGAGAGCCAACCUACCCCACCAAUCCAACCCAUCUGAUUAUGGCAUCACUGUCAUCAAUCACCCACUCAACCUCACCAAAGAGCAGCUCUCAGACGUCACCGUCCUCACCACCUCGGUGGACGCGGUCGUUGCCAUCUGUGUGAUCUUUGCCAUGUCCUUCAUCCCGGCCAGUUUUGUCCUCUACCUCAUCCAGGAACGAGUGAGCAAAGCCAAACUCCUGCAGUUCGUUAGUGGCGUCAGUCCACUCGUUUACUGGAUCUCCAACUUCUUCUGGGACAUGAUGAAUUACUCCAUCAGCACGGCCAUGGUGGUCGGCAUCUUCAUGGCUUUUGAUAAAAAAUGUUACACGUCACCCACCAACCUGCCAGCACUCAUCGCUCUGCUCAGCUUAUACGGGUGGUCGGUGACCCCGAUGAUGUACCCCAUGUCGUACGUGUUCAGUGUUCCCAGCACCGCUUACGUCUCUCUGUCCUGCAUUAAUCUCUUCAUCGGGAUCAACAGCAGCGCCGUCACCUUCAUCCUGGAACUGUUCGAGAAUAACAGGUCUCUGCUGAUGUUUAAUGAAGGACUGAAGAAAGUGCUGCUGAUCUUCCCUCAUUUCUGUUUGGGACGAGGCCUGAUCGAUUUAGCCAUGAACCAGGCAGUGAGCGACGUCUACGCCCGAUUCGGGGAGGAGUACGUGAUGGAGCCCUUCAGGUGGGAUUUUGUAGGGAAGUACAUGGUGUUCAUGGCUGCUGAAGGAUUCAUCUACUUCCUCUUUAAUCUCCUGAUCCAGUACAGGUUCUUCCUGCAUCACUGGUUGUGUGAGAACACCCAGGUUCCUGUGCAGGAUGAAGAUGAUGACGUUGCUCAGGAGAGACAGAGAAUCUACAACCAAACUACAAACACUGACCUCGUCCACAUUCGAGACCUCACCAAGAGGUAUGUGGGCAGGAGGAGGCCGGCGGUGGAUAGAAUCUGUGUUGGAGUUCCUCCUGGAGAGUGUUUCGGGCUGCUUGGUGUGAACGGAGCUGGAAAAACAACGACUUUUAAAAUGCUAACUGGAGACACGGACCUGACCUCCGGCGAGGCCUUGGUAUCCGGUUACAGCGUCCUGACCAACAUCCUGGACGUGCAUCAGAACAUGGGCUACUGUCCUCAGUUUGAUGCCAUCGAUGAUCUGCUGACGGGGCAGGAGCAUCUUUACCUGUACGCUCGCCUCCGGGGGGUCCCCGAGUCCCAAAUCUCACGGGUGGCGCAGUGGUGCGUUGAGAAAAUCGGUCUGGUGGAGUACGCCUCUCGCUGUGCUGGAACCUACAGUGGGGGCAACAAAAGGAAACUCUCCACCGCCAUUGCCAUGAUCGGCUGCCCCCCGGUGCUCUUGCUGGAUGAACCAACCACCGGUAUGGAUCCUCACGCUCGCCGCCUCCUGUGGAAUGUUAUCAUGAGCGUGAUCCGCGACGGCAGAGCUGUGGUGUUAACGUCUCACAGUAUGGAGGAGUGUGAAGCGUUGUGUACUCGGUUGGCGAUCAUGGUGAACGGAACCUUUAAAUGUCUCGGCACCAUCCAGCACCUCAAAUACAAGUUUGGUGAUGGUUACGUGGUGACGAUGAAGAUCAGAGCAGAUAAACCUGGUUCCUCUCCUGAUCUGAGACCUGUGGAGGUUUUUAUAGAGAAGAACUUUCCCUCCUGUAUCCAGUGUGAGAAGCAUCACAGCUCCCUGCAGUACCAGAUCAGCUCGUCCUCCCUCGCCCGGGUCUUCCAGCUCCUCACCGCCAACAAGGACAAACUCAACAUCCAGGAUUACUCCGUGUCUCAGACCACGCUGGAUCAGGUCUUUGUGAAUUUUGCGAAGCAGCAGUCCGGUGAGGAUGAUGAUGAUGAUGAUGUGGUUCUUCAUCCCAGAGCAGCUGGAGCUCGACGUGAAGUUAAAAUUUCACCCACAAAAACGUCAAAAACCAAAUAAAAUCACAACAGAAAACAA
Trichomycterus rosablanca is the source of this 7002-nucleotide messenger RNA. It is a transcript of the gene abca4b, whose product is annotated as ATP-binding cassette, sub-family A (ABC1), member 4b. The coding region runs from base 1 to 6984 and encodes 2327 amino acids. Gene Ontology annotation, molecular function: ABC-type transporter activity; ATPase-coupled intramembrane lipid carrier activity; ATP binding. Gene Ontology annotation, biological process: transmembrane transport; lipid transport. The transcript is spliced from 50 exons. The record is from RefSeq and is a predicted model, not a curated record. Lineage: Eukaryota; Metazoa; Chordata; Actinopteri; Siluriformes; Trichomycteridae. Gene Ontology annotation, cellular component: membrane; intracellular membrane-bounded organelle.